GAGCAUUGAAUUUGCAAAUUGGUUUGUUGGAUUGCAGAGUGAUGAGUGGCGUUCGGAAGAGAUCUCACGAAGAGGAUGGUGUGACUCAUACAUCUUCUUCAUCAUCAGCCAAAUACCCCCACGAGGAUUCUGGAUCUUCUUCUUACCCUAAAUCCACUCAUCCCCCUCCUGUUACUACUCAUCCACCACCGGCUCAGGUUCACCACCACCACCAUCAACAACAACAACCUCAAUCUCAUCCUCACCUUCACACGGUUCGUCACCACCCACCACUUGCUGCUGCUGUUUCUGAAUCAAGAACCGUCAAGGGUCCGAUAAGUGAGCCUAGAGAUGGAGGAGAGAGACGCUCUCCUCUUCACGGCGUGUAUUGGUCUCCGUCCCUCCCAGCGACGGGUUCUUCUGAGAGCAGAGAUAACAGGAGUGAUGGGAGAGAGAUACAUGGUGAGGCCAAGAGGGAGAUUCAUGGUCCAAAGGGCGAGAGGGAUGCUAAGUUCGAGAGAUCAGGGGAUGACAGCGGAAAAGGUAAUACCGGAGGCUAUUCUAGGAAUGAUGGGAGAGGGAUAUACGGUGAGACGAAGAGGGAGAUUCAAGGUCCUAAGCCUGAGCGUGUAGGGGAUGAUUUUAAGAUGGAAAAGGAAGGGCAUGCUCACUUGCCUUGGAAGGAGCAGAAGGAUUGCCAUAGAGGGAAGAGAGUUGAAAGCUCAAGCGCCAAUGUGGAACCGUGGGUUGUAUCACGUGUCAAUCCUCAAGGAUCAACGGAGGUUGGGGCAAAAUAUCUCUCAGCGCCUGUGGAGGGAGGAGCACAUUUACAAGUUAUGUACCCAUGGAUGUGCAAACCUUCUUUGUAUGAAAGGUUUGACAAACGGCAAGUAUGUGUUGAGAUGAUUUGCCCCUGUGCUCUUGUGGGAAAUGUAGAUCUCCUUGAGAAGCUCAAGAAGAAGAACAGAGAAGCGGAUCUCAGAGUCUAUGAGCAUAGAGGGUUUUCUAGCAUUUUCAUUUCAGCUGUGGAGCAAUUUUCUCAAACAUACGCACCAACAUUCUACGCUGCUCUGGAUCUUCUCCCUCUUUGCUCUACAUAUGAUCAAGCAGGAUCCAGGAGUGUUACCUUUGUUAUCACUGCAAGACAACAGAAACUCAUCUCAGCAGGUCUUAUUGAUUUCUGGACGAAAACUUACUCAUGCUCCGUUCACUGUUUGGAGAGAAGAAAAGGGGUGUAUCAUCUUGCGUUUACUGGCACAGAGGAAGGAAGUAGAACGCUGUUUUGCAGGAUUUUCUUUCUCUUCAGAAAAGAUGUAUUUUGGAGAGGUCACUCCCACGCUGUGGACUUUAGAACCAUUGAAGUUGAACAAAGCUACAUUGGACCAAGGAUGAAUGGGGAUACAAUUAAUCUUGAUUUUGUUAAAGCAUUGAUUGAAGGAUUCAAGAAGCAGCUACCUUUACAUAUAAGGUACGUAAAUCAGAUUCUCUUGCAAACCACUCACAUUCUGGAGUCUCUGCCGACGCUUGUAGAUAUUCACGUAGACGAUGGGCAGUGUGUUAUAGUGUGCGGAGAUAUCCACGGGCAGUUCUACGACCUGUGUAAUAUUUUUGAUAAAGAAGGUUUUCCCUGUCAAGAGAAACAGUUCCUGUUCAAUGGCGAUUUUGUUGACAGGGGUUCCUUUUCAGUAGAAACCAUUCUCACCCUGUUUGCACUCAAGUGCGCAUGUCCUUUAUGGAUACACCUCGCGAGAGGUAACCAUGAAAGUAGGAGUUUAAACGAGGUUCAUGGGUUUGAGAAGGAGGUGCUGGCAAAGCUAAAUGAGACCGUGAUGGAUAUGUUUAGUGAUACAUUCUGCUGUCUUCCUCUAGCGCACGUUCUCAACAGAAAAAUCAUUGUUCUUCAUGGCGGGCUCUUUAGCCGAGAUGGGGUCACACUCAGUGAUAUCAAGUCAAUUCACCGAUUUUGCCAGCCUCCUAAAAGAGGACUUAUGAGAGACUUAUUGUGGAGUGAUCCACAAGAUUCCCCUGGAAGAAGCAGGAGCACCAGAGGAGAAGGCAUUAUUUUUUUUGGUGAAGAUGUCACAGAGUCAUUUUUGAGAGACAACAAUCUAGAUCUUUUGGUCAGAUCACACGAGCUUAAGGAUAAAGGAUAUGAGAUUAGCCAUAAUGGUAAACUCAUCACUGUGUUCUCAGCACCUAACUACUGCGACAGGGAGAAUAACAAAGGAGCCUUCAUCGUUUUCAAAGCUCCACAAAUGGAGCCAGAUAUUCAGACGUUCUCAGCUGUGGGACACCCGUACCGGAUGUGGAGCCAAUGGCCUAUUGCAGACUGAGAGAGAUUUUCUUUUUGGUAUCUGCUGGUUUGGAUCGAAGAUUAGUUAGCAGUUGCUGUCAAUGACAACUCAUAGACCUUCCCUCAUAGCUGGAACGUUCUUAUUGUUGUUGUUUUUCUCUUGAUUGGGUUUUGUUUCUACACCUUGUUGCUUUGGCCAUUGUUCC
Brassica oleracea var. oleracea is the source of this 2478-nucleotide messenger RNA. RefSeq lists its product as uncharacterized. Gene Ontology annotation, molecular function: protein serine/threonine phosphatase activity. The record is from RefSeq and is a predicted model, not a curated record. Lineage: Eukaryota; Viridiplantae; Streptophyta; Magnoliopsida; Brassicales; Brassicaceae. Gene Ontology annotation, cellular component: cytosol; nucleus.